AAUUGCAGCAACUCAAGUCUUGUCUGCAUCUCUGUGGUGGAGCCUUUAGGACAAACUCUACAACCAUGGAGGGGCCUUCAGGAAACUCAGUUUCAAGCCAGCCUUUGAUAGGAAGACUCAGAAGAAGUAUGAUAUCCAACAAAUUACAGAAUAGAAGACAGAUCCAGGUUGCCAAACAUAGAACUUCCAAAGAUUCUAAGAGGUUGACCAGUUGCAUCUUUCCACAGCCUGUGACCAUAAUAACUUCAUACUCUGAGAAUGAAACCAGGUACAGAAAAGAAGAAGCUAAGCUGAAAAAACCCAAGCAGCUGUGUGCAUUGAACAGAUUUCAGAAACAUCAAGUUGGAGACAGUAAAGGGGAUCUAUCAUGUCCAUUGAAGCUUACAAACCCUGUAGAAAGAAUUGCACUGGGUAUGCAGGAUGAAACCAAUGACCAAAGCAGUGUUAAGGAUCAGCUCCCUCCUGGAGAAGUCACCUCUGUCCAUCCCCCAUGCCUGGAAAAGACUGAACAAGAGGCUCUUCAGCUGUCACCAUCUUUCUCCAGUCAAGGGGUAACAAUGUUAGUGCCUCUUCAUCUGUUACCAUCUUACUGCAUACAAAAAGUAACUAUUGCAGACAUCUUGAGUCAGACCUGGAAGGUAAAGAAAGCCAGGAAGAAACUGAGAGAAGCCUUGGAGGCAGAUCGGCUUGCCAGGCAGACAGAGAACAUGGGGGAGCAAAGAUGA
Molecule: messenger RNA, 725 nt
Organism: Mastomys coucha (southern multimammate mouse)
Lineage: Eukaryota; Metazoa; Chordata; Mammalia; Rodentia; Muridae
Product: methyl-CpG-binding domain protein 3-like 2B
Source: RefSeq, a predicted model, not a curated record